Caenorhabditis briggsae is the source of this 612-nucleotide messenger RNA. Gene Ontology annotation, cellular component: nucleus; nucleosome. NCBI's taxonomy places the organism in Eukaryota, Metazoa, Nematoda, Chromadorea, Rhabditida, Rhabditidae. The record is from RefSeq and is a predicted model, not a curated record. The transcript is spliced from 2 exons. Bases 1 to 612 code for a protein of 203 amino acids. Gene Ontology annotation, biological process: chromosome condensation; nucleosome assembly; negative regulation of DNA recombination. Gene Ontology annotation, molecular function: structural constituent of chromatin; double-stranded DNA binding; nucleosomal DNA binding.
AUGUCCGACUCUGCCCAAGUUUCCGUCGCUCCAGCCGCUCCAGCCAAGGCUAAGGCUCCAAAGUCUAAGGCUCCUAAGAUCGCCAAGGCUAAGACUGCUUCUGCUCAUCCACCAUACCUUAACAUGAUCAAGGCUGCUGUUAAGGCUUCUGAAGACAAGAAGGGAGCUUCCAAACAAUCGAUCCUCAAGUACAUCUCUGCCACUUACAAGCUCGGAGGAAAUGUUGUCCAGAUCAACUCUCGUCUCCGCCAAGCUCUUAAACGCGGUGUUGCCAGCAAGGCCCUCACCCAAACCGCUGGAUCCGGAGCGAAUGGACGUUUCCGUGUCGCUGAGAAGGCUGCCGCCGCCAAGAAACCAGCCGCCACCAAGAAGCCAGCAGCCAAGAAGCCAGUCGCCGAGAAACCAGCUGCCAAGAAAGCCGCCACUGGAGAGAAGAAGGCGGCCAAGAAGCCAGCCGCUGCCAAGCCAAAGAAGGCCGCCGGAGAGAAGGUGAAGAAGGCCAAGGCUCCAAAGAAGGUCGCGAAGCCAGUUGCAAAGAAAGCCGCCAAGUCCCCAGCCAAGAAGGCCGCUCCAAAGAAGGCCACCAAGGCAGCUGCACCAAAGAAGGCUUAA